AUGGCAGCGCCAGAGCUCUGGGUGCAGUUUGGAUCUCUGCAAAAGCAGGUAUCGACGGAGGGUUGCCUGGAUGUUGGCCGCUGGCGCAAGAAGGUGCGCGCAGCCUUCGCAGAUGAGGCGCCAGCGCUGGCACGAGCGCCGGUGUCACAGCUGGAGCUGCAGGCCAAAGGCGCAGCGCUGACCAGUGGCCAGAAGUUGGCCAAGCUGCAGGCGGCAGGCUGGGGCCUCAGCCCGGUUGACGCCUUUCAUCUCUCCCUGUCUGGUGGAGCGGCCGAAGGCGGCGCCGCCUUUGGCGGUGGUGCGGCCGCCGAGGCAGCCGCAGAAGCGGAGAGGGCGGCGGCGGAGCGUUGUCCGCCCAAAGGAGGCCGCCACGCGGGGUACUGGUGCGGCCGUUGCAGCGCGCACUGCUCCUCCCCGACCGCCUGGAAGCAGCACUACGAGGGCCGGGGGCAUCAGGAGGGCAAGAGCAACCCCUGGCUCCGGGGCACUGGGCCGCUAGCGGACUUCCCCUGCCGCGCCGGGGGCACGCUGGAGGUGGGAACAAAGCACUCCGACCUCAACGAGGCGCAGAAGGAGCUGCUGAGGCAGUACCUGGCGCUGAGCUUCCGCGAGGAGACGCCGCUGCUGUCGGCCUUCGAGGUGCUGCUGGCGGAGUUCGGGCGGCAUCUACGUGUGAAGGAGGUCUUUGAGACCGUGGAGGUCUGGAAGAAGGCGGUGUCGCACCUCCAGGCCUGCAACGCCUCCCGCGCCCACAGCGGGACAAGCCCGGUGGCCACGCUCUAUGAGGUUGCCAGCGGCCACGGACUGCUUGCCGUGCUGUUGGCCUAUCGCUUCCCGCAGCUGCAGGUCGUUGCGGUGGACAUGGAGAAGAGGGAGGGCUUUGCGCACUUUGUGGAUGUGGUGAAUCGCUUUGGCGAGGCGGUGGGCGAGCACGAGAGCUGCCUAGCCAACCUGUCCUUUGUGGAGUCGAGAUUUGCCGACUUCGACUCGACGGGCCCAGCGGCUUUCAUUUGCGUGCACGGGUGCAAUGAGCUGAACAUGGAGGUUCUGGCCCGUGCGCGGCAGAUGCGCGCGGCCUGGCUGGUGGUGCCCUGCUGCCUGCGCCGGGGCCUCACCGAGCUCUCGGUCCGCUGCGGUGACGGGGCUGGCGCCUGUGGCGACGACACGCGGCAUGCGGUCAUGUGCGGCAUUGUGGCGGCCCAGCACCAUGCCACGGCGGUGUUGGCGCUGGACCGCCGCAUCACCAACAGGCACCUGGUGCUUCAGGGCGACGCGGCGGACGGCGAUGCCUUGUCGUGA
Molecule: messenger RNA, 1299 nt
Organism: Effrenium voratum
Lineage: Eukaryota; Dinophyceae; Suessiales; Symbiodiniaceae
Source: the annotation of a GenBank genome assembly